UGGGCCCAGAAAGUCAAGCAGAUGGACACAGAAUUUGGGGAAAUGGGGACACUGAGGCUUUCUGCUGCGGCCUCAGGGGGAGUGACCCUGGCACCCAGUGAGAGUUACGCUCAGGGAGCAAGAACAAAUUUCUUAGGUUGUCUCUGGCAGGUUGUGUGCCUGGCUGCAAGGCCCUUGGUGCUCAGGGAGAGCUUAUUGGGGGGCGGGGGACGGACAGUCUGACUCCGUCCCUGCCUUCCUGACCUUGUUCAGACUCAAACCUGAAUCCAUCAAAGUCCAAGGGAACCAGUCAGGAGCAUGGCCCCCUGCCCCCACACCUGUAGUAACUGGUAACUGGCCUGGGUUCGUCCAUCUGACUUCAGUUGGAAUGUUCCAUUCCACUGAGGGGGUUAUUGUUGCCUUCAUUACAGGUUGUGAGGGAACAUGGCAGCACUGGUCGGGUGUGAAUACCCAGAAUAGCAUGUCCAGACACAGGUGUGACCAGUGCCUGUCUUCACGAUAGCCCCAACCUCUAAGCUGCGCCCAGUGAGCCACAGGACCCAACUGAGCUGGGAAGCGGCCCACCAGCCACGAGGCGGCCAGCCCGAGGAGUGGUGACAGCGCAGGAGCUCCUGGCUGGGGGGAAGGGAGGAAGGAGGAGAAACAAAGGCGAGUGUGCCUGGCGCCGCCCACCAUGUGUCAGUCAGAGGCUCGGCGAGGACCGGAGCUCCGAGCAGCGAAAUGGUUGCACUUCCCCCAGCUGGCACUGAGGCGGAGGCUGGGACAGUUGAGCUGUAUGUCCAGACCUGCCCUGAAACUGCGCUCCUGGCCCCUGACGGUCCUCUACUACCUCCUGCCCUUCGGUGCCCUCAGACCGCUCAGCCGGGUGGGAUGGAGGCCCGUAAGCAGGGUGGCCCUGUACAAGUCAGUGCCGACGCGCCUGCUGUCGCGGGCCUGGGGCCGCCUCAACCAGGUGGAGCUGCCGCACUGGCUGCGCAGGCCUGUGUACAGCCUGUAUAUCUGGACCUUCGGGGUAAACAUGAAGGAGGCCGCCGUGGAGGACCUGCACCACUACCGCAACCUCAGCGAGUUCUUCCGGCGCAAGCUGAAGCCGCAGGCCCGGCCCGUGUGUGGCCUGCACAGCGUGAUCAGCCCAUCAGAUGGGAAGAUCCUGAACUUUGGGCAGGUGAAGAACUGCGAAGUGGAGCAGGUGAAGGGGGUCACCUACUCGCUGGAGUCGUUCCUGGGUCCACGCAUCUCCACAGAGGACCUGCCCUUCCCUCCAGCUACCCCCUGCGGCUCCUUCAGGAACCAGCUGGUCACUCGAGAAGGCAAUGAGCUCUACCACUGUGUCAUCUACCUGGCCCCCGGGGACUACCACUGCUUCCAUUCUCCCACUGACUGGACCGUUUCCCACCGGCGCCACUUCCCAGGCUCCCUGAUGUCCGUGAACCCCGGCAUGGCCCGCUGGAUCAAAGAGCUCUUUUGCCACAAUGAACGGGUGGUCCUCACCGGGGACUGGAAACACGGCUUCUUCUCGCUGACGGCCGUGGGGGCCACCAAUGUGGGCUCUAUACGCAUCUACUUUGACCGGGACCUGCACACAAAUAGCCCGCGCUACAGCAAGGGUUCCUACAAUGACUUCAGCUUCGUGACGCAUGCCAACAAGGAGGGCAUCCCCAUGCGCAAGGGAGAGCACCUGGGCGAGUUCAACCUGGGCUCUACCAUCGUGCUCAUCUUCGAGGCCCCCAAGGACUUCAACUUUAAGCUGAAAGCUGGACAGAAGAUUCGGUUUGGGGAGGCUCUGGGCUCCCUCUAGAGCCUCUCUCCUGGUGGUGGCUACUGUGGGAGCUUUUUCAAACAGAAACAGGAGGGUCUUUUAGAGGGGAGCCUCCGCGGCUGGUCAGGGAGGGGUCUCAGGGCUGUGGAGUCUGACCAGGCAGGACCUGGGUGACUAGUUUCUGCUGUCCCAGAGAUGUAGAUGAGGUCAGAGCCCCUGUUGACCCUGGACCUAUGUGGUCCCCUCUUCCCACUCUAAAGAGAAAGAACAUGUAGGCCAAGAUGAUCUCAAAUUCCCUUUUGGAGAUUUUUUUAAUCUGUAUAAACUGGAGACCCUAUAUCUCCUGGCUGGGUGUUCAGUUGGUCUUGAUUUCUGUUGUAAGACAGAAGUGGUUAUGUAUCCCCAGCACUGCUUUUUGGCCUCCCCUUCUGCCUUUCCUGCACUGACUGGGCUGUGCUGCCCCCAGAGCAGGGCCAUGUGGCCUUUAACACAACUGCUUUCUGUUCCCAAUUCAUCCCACCAUGCUUGUUUGGGAAAAGCUGUCUCUCUGCACUUGUGGCUGAAUGCAUCAUCCUGGACUCUGCCAGUGUCUUCUGAGGGGGUCUAAUGGCAUGGCGCUUAGCAGGUCCCAUUGAGUGACCUUCCGGAGCUGGCAAGUCCUCUUUCCAGUAAGCAAGACCAGUUACUGAAUCCCCUGAACGGUGUCCAAAGUGAAUGGACAGGCAGGCAGGGGUGACCUAUGGGGGCCAGGGGAGAGCUUGUCCCCCACUCAUAUCCAGACCCACAUAAAACAUGGUAAGUUGCUGCUGUUGAUUCAGGGGCUUGUGUUGGAAGCAGAGGAGGAGCCUUGGUGUAUUGGGAGGGGGCGGGUCCGUGCCUACCACACCUGUCCCCAGGUAACAGGUACACAAUCCUUAGGGAGCCACCGACAGUGGGACCAGGGUUCAGGUUUCCUGGGGACGCUGUGAAUUUCUCCUGCAGGAGAAGCCAUUUGAACUCUUUCAACUGUAUCAGUAGCACAGUAUUUUUGUAUGAAAAGUGGGAGACUUCUGAACAGUAAUUCAUUUAAUUGCAACAUUUUGAAAUAAAAAAUAAAACUCA
Messenger RNA from Leopardus geoffroyi (Geoffroy's cat), 2860 nucleotides. It is a transcript of the gene PISD, whose product is annotated as phosphatidylserine decarboxylase. Gene Ontology annotation, cellular component: mitochondrion. Gene Ontology annotation, biological process: phosphatidylethanolamine biosynthetic process. The transcript is spliced from 8 exons. Gene Ontology annotation, molecular function: phosphatidylserine decarboxylase activity. The record is from RefSeq and is a predicted model, not a curated record. Lineage: Eukaryota; Metazoa; Chordata; Mammalia; Carnivora; Felidae. Bases 674 to 1798 code for a protein of 374 amino acids.